AUGUGCCUACUUUCUUUGGUUGUUUUUAAAGAGUUCAUAUCAUUUACCAACUGGAAAUUGAGUUUUAAUAGUAUUCUAUGCUACAUGAUCCUUACAUUCUGUUCUAUUUGGCCUUUUCUUGUUAUAUAUUUCUUGUUUAGAAACAGAGAUGAAAGAUAAGAUAAGGGGUUCACAGAGAAAUAUGGUUCAUUUUUUGAAGGAACUCAAUACUGGAAAACUCACACACUGUUUGUUGUAUUUCAUUUCUUAUUAAGAAGAAUGAUUUUUGCAUUAUCAUUGAUUUACUUGGACAUGGAAGUUUAAUUAGCCUUAUAAAUGAUUAUAUCUCUUGGUCUUUUAACAUAUUACAUUUCCUAUUAACCAAUGAGGAAAAGCUUCUAAAAUAGAUUAGAAGUUUAUAAUGAACUAACUUUUCUGAUAUGCUUAUGUUAGUGUUUCCUCUUUACUGAGUAUGUGGAUGAUGUGAAGUUAAGGUAUUAAAUUGGAGUACUCUUCAUAGUUAUUGUUGUAUUAAACAUUGUUACUAAUUUCUCCAUCUAUGUGAUAGUUCUCAUAAGAUAUUGCUACAAAAAGAUUAAGAAGGCAUUGAAAAAAAUAAAAUAGCCGAAUAGUGUUGUAUAAACAAGUGAAAUAAUCAAAGAGGAUCCUAACUUUAGUUAGUCCUAUGAUGAUAAUAGUGAUAGAAUAUUGCACUCAUACAGUGAUGACUCAAGAGUUGAUUCCUAGUGUGACUCUGCCAUCUCAGAAUUUGAGAGAGUAUAGACCGAAUAAAUACUUAGGAAUAAGUUUAAAGCUACAGCAGCGUUUAAGACAAACACUCCAUCCGAGAUCAGUGCCUUUAGUCGUAGAUAAACUGCAGUAUCGAAUAUGUCAUAACUCAAAAUAAGACCAGGAAAUGCUGUAAUUGGUGAAUAAUUCGUAACUCAAAGAGGUAAUAGUGUGAUGUACGAAGACAACUCCUUCAUAGUAACACUUGGGUUUAUUAAUGGUCACAAAUCCUAAGGUGACUGGAAAAAUAUUUAAGAGUGA
Stylonychia lemnae is the source of this 1029-nucleotide messenger RNA. The record is from the annotation of a GenBank genome assembly. Lineage: Eukaryota; Ciliophora; Spirotrichea; Sporadotrichida; Oxytrichidae.